AGUAAUGAAGAUCAUAUCUCUAAUAGGAACAAUGCAAUUGGCACAAUUUCAAUUGAGCAUGCACACGUUUCACGUGCAUUACGAAACAAGCCAUUGGUUGCAAAUUCAACGAACAAGAUUCGAGAUGCCAGAUCUGAUUGUUAUUCUUACCACAUUGGUCAAUAGCAAUCUAAUUGGUCAGCAUGCGAAGGAUAAGCAUUUCCCAACCAGGAAUUUAGCCAUUGAAAAUACGCUUACACGAAUCCAACCUGGUUUUAGUGGUGUUGCAGUGAACAUUUGAUAAAUUACGAAAGAGCCAGGCAAAUGAGACGAACGCCGCGCAUAUUUUCUUAUUUCCGCAACAGUAUCACUAUCCUGUCAAAUCAAGUGAAGCCACCCUCCAAUUGCAAGUUACCGAUCUAGGUUAAGAGUUUAGUGUAGGUACGGGGGUUAAACGGAGAACCGAGUUCCAUGCAUGGUGUGUUAACGUGGUCUAACGGUUUUUUACAGGCUAAGUCAACUGCCAACCCGAGUGAAAUAGAUCAGAAUGGU
Messenger RNA from Spathaspora passalidarum NRRL Y-27907, 531 nucleotides. RefSeq lists its product as uncharacterized. Bases 5 to 280 code for a protein of 91 amino acids. The transcript has a single exon. NCBI's taxonomy places the organism in Eukaryota, Fungi, Ascomycota, Pichiomycetes, Serinales, Debaryomycetaceae. The record is from RefSeq and is a predicted model, not a curated record.